AUGAAAGAGAAAAAAGGAAUUAAAUUAUUCCCUCCAUCCUUCUCUCACGCUCCGAGCUUUCUCUUCCGAGAGAGUAUUCUCUAUGACGUGAGUUCUAAUGUGGGAUUUAAUGGAAUUGAAGGAAGAAUAGAGGCUUCGGGAGAUUUUGCCAAUCAACAACACACCGAUCUAAUUGUUUCAUCGAAAAAUCGAAAACAAAUUAUUAUCUACACUUGGGAUACAUACCAAUGGAAUUUCGUCAAUUAUACGAGUUUCGAUUAUGAAACAUCAUCCAAAUUAUUGGCUCAUGUCAAUGUGGAAAUUGUGAAUAUUGUGGCUUCGGAUUUUAACUUUGACGGAGCACUGGAUUUACUAGUCACACUCAUUGAUAAGGAUACUUUUGAUGAUGACAAUCCUUCAUAUAUUCAUUCUAUAUUGGUUGGGAAUUUCAAGACUUUGCGUGAAGAGAAGCUGUUAGAUGAAAGGACAACAGACCAACUCUUGGUAUUUGACCUUAAUGGUGACUUGUUGCCAGAUUUAUUUGGUACUGAUGUUACCACGAAAAAACGAUCGUAUUGGAUAAAUAACAAUACCAAUUAUGAGGCAGGACAAUUGAACUUUAUCAAAUAUCUUCAAGAUGGUCACGAUGGAUUCCCAACGAUAGACUCGGCCACAAAAAAACGUUCUUCCUUCGCUACAAGCCAAUCCAACUUAAAACCUCUCGCAUUUCCAAUCUCAACUGCAUCGAUCGAUAUAGAUGGUGACUGUGGUUCUGACCUAUUCGUGAUGAGCUGUUCAAAAGAAGACGCUCAUGGAUUUUGUGAGGAACCUAUUUUCGAAUUUUGGAUCAAUUACAAUGGGAAGCUGCAAUUGAACUCGACCUUGAAUGCACCCAAGGGAGCUGGGCGACCAGUUUUUCUCGACAUUGAUCAUGACGGCGAUUUGGACAUGCUCUAUCCUGUGUGCUAUCCUCUUGACUCAUGCUCUGAGACGAAUGAAAUUCAUAUUCUCUACAAUAAUCAACUUGCAUUGUGCAAGAGCAUUAUUGAAACAAAUUGCCGCCCGUCGUCCAAUUUAUGUAUGAAAAGCAAUUUUGAUUUCAACCAAAAAGCAGUUCUCUCUUUUCCAAAAGACAACAAGAGGAGAAUUCUUCAUCACUACAAGCCAGACCACAGAUACCAAUCAUCACCGCCAUCAUUACGAGUUGGGGAUUUUAAUUUGGAUGGAUACCCAGAUUUGGUGGUGAGUGUUGUGGAAACAAUUGGGAAUGAUGAAAAUGACAAGGAUUCUUAUCAAAUGGUCGGCAUUGAGUUGUGGCAAAAUGUGGAAUGUGAAAAAGAAACAAACAAUGGUGCCCUUUCACCUUCCCCAAAGACAAAUUGGUACUCAACAUCAUGGAUCUCUUCUCUUUCACAAUCAGCCAAUAAUGAUCAAUCUGAAGUCUCAUCAACAUCUCUUAAAUGUGACUCCAAUGUGACGCCCAGGACCUAUCAGAUUGUUUCUAAAGGUGUGGACGCUCUGAGGAACUCAUUUUUCAAGCUUCCCUACGCUACAGGAAUGAAUGAAAUGCCAUUCUAUGAUGCAUUCUUUCUCGAUAUUGAUGAAACUGGAAUCUUAGAUAUUAUCACCCUCUAUAACGAUCCAAAAUCGGGCAAUCAAACAUUGAGAGCCUUCUUUAAUUGCUUCUAUAAUGACGCCUACUUUUUGAAAGUAAUUUCCACGAAUGGAGUUGCACCUGAAGGAACACAAUAUUAUUAUGGAGUGAAUGCUCCAAGCAUGACAGUGAAAUUUAUCUCAACCAAGUUGAAUGGAGAGUAUCAACCAAACAUGAAUUCAUUGCUUUCGCAAACCAGUUAUUUAUCAUUACAAACACCCUAUCAUCUUUUUGGAAUUGGAAGAACGAAUGGUUAUAUUGAGAAAUUUUUUGUUGGUCGUGUAGUUGCCAAUAGCAGUAUUCACGAGGACUUUUCCACAAAUUAUUAUGAAGCGAGUGCUAUAAUGCCAAAUUCUCAACUUGUCACCAUUACGACACCGCCCAAUGAUCCCGGUUCAUGGCAAGUUCAAUUAUUUGUCAAUCCAUCAGCUGCCGCCCUUUGGGUCAUCAUUGCCGAGGUCGUUUCCUUAAUACUUUUAUUUAUUCCAAUUGCCAUUUUGUAUAUUAGAGAAUAUAGACAUGACAAGAAGGAAAAAGAAGAAUCAAGUCGGGAGAUUAGUUCCGUAUUUAUUUGA
Molecule: messenger RNA, 2208 nt
Organism: Naegleria fowleri
Lineage: Eukaryota; Heterolobosea; Eutetramitea; Acrasida; Naegleriidae
Exons: 3
Coding region: 1-2208 (735 amino acids)
Cellular component (GO): plasma membrane
Source: RefSeq, a predicted model, not a curated record